Messenger RNA from Heterobilharzia americana, 1378 nucleotides. NCBI's taxonomy places the organism in Eukaryota, Metazoa, Platyhelminthes, Trematoda, Strigeidida, Schistosomatidae. The record is from the annotation of a GenBank genome assembly.
GUUUUAACUGAUGAAAGUGCACCAAGAACAGUUUGCCGCGCUCCCUUGCCUCGUGUUUGGUACCCAGGGUUAUGUCUCAUACAAAGCCUAAAAAAACAAGGAAGCUGCGUGGUCAUGUGAGCCAUGGUCACGGGCGAGUGGGAAAGCAUCGCAAGCAUCCUGGUGGUCGGGGUAAUGCGGGUCUCGAGCACCACCAUCGCAUCAACAUGGAUAAAUACCAUCCGGGUUAUAUUGGCAAGGUUGGAAUGCGUCACUACCACUUGAAAAGGAACCCUUACUACUGUCCAACCAUUAAUUUGGACAAAUUAUGGUCUUUGGUUUCACAAACCACAUACGAGAAGUAUAAAGAAUCCAAUGAUGGCAAAGCGCCGGUGAUAGACUGUUUACGUAAAGGUUAUUUCAAGGUUUUGGGAAAAGGAUACCUCCCAAAGGUCCCUGUGAUCGUUAAAGCUAGGUUUUUCUCUCGGAAGGCAGAAGAGAAGAUACGGGCAGCUGGGGGUGCUUGUAUACUAACCGCAUAAAUAUAUUUUAGAAGUUUGGUUUGUCCAUUUUUAAAUUGCCUUUCGUCUCCCAAUGACAUCUCACGGUGAUGACCCCAGGGUGUCAUCUGACCUGUGUUCAGUCUUAAUUAAAAUUCCCGUGAUCAGUGUUCAUUACUCAGUAUUGAGACUACCACAUCUAAUGAAGUGGUCUGUCAUGUGUAGACAAGUGUUAGCUUAAGCAAGCAGACUGAAAGGCUUGACGGUGAUUUUUUGAAUGUUAGGCAACUACAAUACUUGUCACGAAUGGUUAACUCCCAAUUCUAGUCGAAGGUUUCGCGUUAUCUAAUUCCCAAUGGCUUACAAGCUUUUUAAAAGCUAAUGAUGCGUCAACAUCAAUUCGGAGGCACAAAUUGUAUGAGUGUUCAUGAAUUGAUUGCACUUGGUGGGUCUCCUGCGCGAACUCAGGUCAAUUACAGAUAUAUUUGACAUGCGUCUUCUGCCUAUCAAAUAUAAAGUGAUACUCCAGAAUAUGUCUGCAACUACUCUGAGUUUGAUAAUUGGGAUUGAAGUUCGGAGCACCCCACGUAGUUCGGUGAUUGUUUCCGCCCUAACCGUUUGGUUCCUGGCGAACUCUCAGCUCGAAUACAGAAGGCUGGUUUGGGACCUAUCAACCUGCGUCAUUUGGGUGGCACCCAACGAAAUGUCCGGCUAUCAAUCAAAGGGCGAGUAUGCUGCGCUGCAGGCUCCUGUAAAACCUCUGGGAGACAUGGCCGUUAAAAGUAAAAGACAAAGCAGUUACAGGGUUUUGAUCAUAGGUGUCUUCGUAGUGUAGCUUGUGUUUAGUGGAUUCAGUGUUGAGGUCAGGCGAAGGGUAAUAGGCAUGUCGAUUGAAUGGG